Messenger RNA from Wyeomyia smithii (pitcher-plant mosquito), 867 nucleotides. Its product is annotated as coiled-coil domain-containing protein 25. The transcript has 3 exons. The record is from RefSeq and is a predicted model, not a curated record. NCBI's taxonomy places the organism in Eukaryota, Metazoa, Arthropoda, Insecta, Diptera, Culicidae. The coding region runs from base 197 to 823 and encodes 208 amino acids.
GGAUAUUUUGACAGUCAUUGAAAGAAAAAGUGCGAAUGAUAACAGUAGUUAAAGAACGUUUUAGCGUGCCUGUUUUGCGUGAAUAAUAAAAAAAUCAACUAUUCGAUACCGCGAAAAUAGUAAGAGGUUGCGUGAAAUUUAAAUCCAUACCGAUUCUGCCGGACAGAUAAUCCGAUUAGCGUACGGUUUCCAAGCAAUGGUAUUCUAUUUCAUCAGCAAUGUUGUGCAGCCACCGGUGACACUUUUCAUGGGCAUCGAUAAGCAUGAAAACGAAGAACUCAUCAAAUGGGGUUGGCCAGAAGAUGUUUGGUUUCAUGUGGAUAAAGUGUCAUCGGCACAUGUGUACUUACGAUUGCAGCCGGGUCAGACCCUCGAUGACAUCCCGUCAGCGGUCCUGGAGGAUGCCUGCCAGCUGGUCAAGGCCAACAGUAUAAAUGGAAACAAAAUGAAUAAUAUCGACAUCGUGUACACCAUGUGGGAGAAUCUCAAGAAGACACCGGCAAUGGAAGUCGGCCAGGUUGCGUUCCAUAAGGACAAAGAGGUUCGGAAAAUGCGUGUCGAAAAACGUAUUAACGAAAUAGUAAACCGACUCAACAAAACCAAGCGGGAGGAACAUCCGGACUUUAGAGCGGAACGCGAAAAGCGAGACGCUGAUGAGCGCGCGGAUAAGAAACGGUUGGCUCGCGAGGUUCGUGAGAAAGAAAAGGAAGAGGAAAAGCGGCGCAAAGAGGAAGCGGAAUUGUGGAGCUACAAUUCGAUUAUGAAGUCGGAGAACAUGUCAAGUAACUACGAUGCCGGAAACGAUUCGGAUGAGUUCAUGUAACGGGAAUAUCUAUCGAAAUAAAUUAUGUGUUGUACGCUACAAUA